Messenger RNA from Medicago truncatula (barrel medic), 3059 nucleotides. RefSeq lists its product as uncharacterized. The coding region runs from base 1911 to 2666 and encodes 251 amino acids. The record is from RefSeq and is a predicted model, not a curated record. The transcript is spliced from 3 exons. Lineage: Eukaryota; Viridiplantae; Streptophyta; Magnoliopsida; Fabales; Fabaceae.
AAAGAGAUUUUUUGUUAUAAAAUUAGUUCAAUCUUUUGACCAUUAUAUUAUCUCUCCUCUAACAAAAAUCUAUUUUUUUUAGAAGCCGCUCUUAACUUUUUAUUUGAAGGUGUUUUUAGAUUUUUGUUGGAUUCUGCCUUUUUUGAAAAACCGUAACAAACGGAUGCACAAUUUUUAAAAUUGAAUAUUUUUUUUCUUAAAAAUACUAUAACAAACGAACUCUAUAUCAUAGAACAAUUUAAGUUUUUUUUUUUUUUUGUCAAAGACUAAAUUAACAUGCAAGAAUAUCAUAAGGAAAUGAAUUAAGUUUUCGCUAAAAGAUAAAAAACUUAAUUUCAUUUUAACCACAUUUUUUUGGGGAAAUUAUUUCACUUUCCCUCUUCUCCUAAAAUAAUAAAAUUUCAUCUCCCUCCUUAUUUACCCUCCUCGCGAUUUUGUCUCUAACAUAUCGAAUUUAUUUAAUUUUUAAAUUAAUUUAAAAUUUAUUAACAGAGGAGUCUCCAAAAUACUCCAUUCGUCCUGAAAUAUAAGCAAAAAAAAGCUCAUUUUCUUUAUCCUAAAAUAUAAGAAAAAAGAUAAAUUUUUAUUCUAAUUAAUCUUAUUUUUAAAAAAAAAUCAUCUUUUUCAAUAAUCUAAUUUCACCACUUUGACAAAUGGCUCCAACAUUUACCCCCAUAUAAUUUUCACAAUGAGAGCGCGUGUAAUGAAAGUGAAAGUAGCGGCCAAUGAAAUCCUUUUUUUUUUGAAGGAAGCGCCAAUGAAAUUUUAGACCGGGAAAGUCCCCUUUUCCAAUUUUUCACCUCUAAAUACAUAAUCCAAAUCAAAAAAACCAUUUCUUUUGUUCCAAACUGAAACCCCUCAUUCCACAUCUCUCGUUCCAAAUCUGCAAUGGCCAAAUCUAAACAUCACUCAUUCUUCACCGAUUGAAACUGAACCAAAUCCCUCUGUUCUUCACCGUUCUCAAAUCUCUUGUUCUUCACUGUUCCCAAAUCGCAACACUGUUCAUGGGUCAAAAAAUCUGAACCAAAACCCUCUAUCUUAAAUCCCAACACUGUUCAUCGGGUUCAAAGGGUUGAAGCUUCUAUUUGUCCUGUGUGUGAUAAAAAUUUAGGGGAGGAUGUAAUCAGGAUGGUGCAGAGUUCAAGCUUCCCAAUCUCGCCAAAGCUCUGGCGGAGCAGAAGUACCGGACACCGGCCAUGAAGAGGAUGUUCAAGAGAGAAGUAACUAGGCUGCUUUUGCUCAAAAGCUGUUUAUUUCAGCUUUAUACUCAGAAUAAUUAAUAGAACAAUUAGUCAAUACAUUGUGAGGAAUUGCUUAAUUACAUCUUGAGAUAGCUUUGAUGCUUGUAAACAUUACAACAUUGGCUUUUAUUCUGGUGCAUGAGUUAUCAUUAUAGGAUCAUACUAAAUAUUGUUCAUAUCGGAUAGCUAGAAAAUUGGAUGGUUAGCUCUAUUUUGGGGCCAUGUGUUAGGUAUCCGGUGGUAUUGAUAGGGUGACUGCUGAUGCAGUCAGUUAUUUUAAUAUAUAGUUAUUUAGGAGCAGUUAGCAUUUUGUGUAAUAUGCAGUAUUUGUGUUGAUUAGGAGCAGUUAGGCAGUUUAUGUAGUAAUUUGUAUUGAUUAGGAGCGGUUACAGGCAGUUUAUGCUCUUAGUUGUAUAAAUAAAGCCAUUUGACCACAACAGUAGGAGAGGAUUUCAGAAUUAUUCAAUUAGGAACCUUAUUGGUUUUGGGCAGAGAGAGAGAGUGAUGUCUCUUCUCUGAGGAGCUUUUGCUCUGGGAUUACAGAGGGAUAAUCUUCUGUAAUAUUUUCUAUUCAAUCUAUAAUACUAUUUAUUCUGUUUCUCUUUAAUUCGGGUUCCUAUCAAUUGGUCCGACCUACCGGAUACGAGAAGGAAACCAGUGUUAUCGGAGAUGGAUGGAAUAUGGACUUUGAAGUAUAAACUAUCACAAUUUACUGGGACGGAUCCUGCUGGAUGGAUCACAAGGGCUGAAAUGUUCUUUGCAGAUAAUGAAAUCCACUCAUGUGAUAAGUUGCAGUGGGCUUUCAUGAGUAUGGAGGAUGAAAAAGCGUUGUUGUGGUUUUAUUCUUGGUGCCAAGAGAACCCAGAUGCUGACUGGAAGUCAUUUUCUAUGGCUAUGAUUAGAGAAUUUGGAGCACGUAUGGAGCACCGAACAGAUAAACAAAUGGUGCAAAAUCAUGAUCAAGAAUCUGAACCAAAACUGUGGAAGAUGGCAGAAAAACACGAUGAACCAGUAUUAGAGAAGAUCAUCAACGAUGGAGAAGGAAGGUACGUCAAUGAAAUUUCACCUUCUUCGGAAAAGGUUGUUGAUGCAGAAAUGGAGAACUUUGAAACAAAGAAGAGUCGCAAGGAUAAUAGAAUUGGGGGAAGAGUAUUGAACGAGAAAGGGACAAAUGAAGAAACAAAAGCAAGAAGAAAAUCUUACAUGACAAUUAGAAAAAGAGAGCAAGAGGGUGGGGUCUACCCACAACCACCGCCGGAGCCAUUCCCUCUGAAUUUGAAAGAAAGGAGUUGCAAAUAUAAAACUUUGUAUGUGGCUUGGUUGUUUGAAGGAGGCUUGUCAGGGUUCCAACAAUGGGAUCCUGGGGGCAAAAGAAUUCAAGUUAGUUUCUUUAACUCAGCCUUGAGGACAAGGCUGUUUUUCUAGCGGCCGGUAAUGUUAGGUAUCCGGUGAUAUUGAUAGGGUGACUGCUGAUGCAGUCAGUUAUUUUAAUAUAUAGUUAUUUAGGAGCAGUUAGCAUUUUGUGUAAUAUGCAGUAUUUGUGUUGAUUAGGAGCAGUUAGGCAGUUUAUGUAGUAAUUUGUAUUGAUUAGGAGCGGUUACAGGCAGUUUAUGCUCUUAGUUGUAUAAAUAAAGCCAUUUGACCACAACAGUAGGAGAGGAUUUCAGAAUUAUUCAAUUAGGAACCUUAUUGGUUUUGGGCAGAGAGAGAGAGUGAUGUCUCUUCUCUGAGGAGCUUUUGCUCUGGGAUUACAGAGGGAUAAUCUUCUGUAAUAUUUUCUAUUCAAUCUAUAAUACUAUUUAUUCUGUUUCUCUUUAA